Messenger RNA from Exaiptasia diaphana, 1685 nucleotides. RefSeq lists its product as uncharacterized. Bases 37 to 1071 code for a protein of 344 amino acids. The transcript is spliced from 7 exons. NCBI's taxonomy places the organism in Eukaryota, Metazoa, Cnidaria, Anthozoa, Actiniaria, Aiptasiidae. The record is from RefSeq and is a predicted model, not a curated record.
UGUGUAUUAGAAACUGAUACAAUCGGCGAUAGCAAAAUGCAUCUGUGGUUAGCUGUUCUGAUGACUGUCCUGGCCGCAAUUCAAGGAGCAGACGAAUGUCAGGUCGAUUUUGAAAAAGUAGGGUGUUUCAAAGACGAUUUGGCCGACAGACGUCUGCCUCACUUCCUAAUUACCGAUCGUGACCCUGAAGACACGUCGAGGUUUGGACAGUUAUUCGACUGGUCAAACUUUGAGGGAUCUGUGCGAAGCCUUCUAUGCCGAUGCUCAUCCAAGGCCCGCUCUCAUGGAUACCGCUACAUUGGAAUACAGUUUUAUGCUGAGUGCUGGGCUGGUAAUUCUUAUCACAGAGCUGUGAGUGAUGGAUGUUCUCGAAAUUGUACACAGGGAUACCACACUUCUCUUGAAGGAGUUUGCAACUUUGAUCGUGAAGCAGACUGCGUUGGAAUGGGUUAUACGAAUUUUAUCUACAAGUUAUUGGACUGUUCUCAAAUCGUCGAUAUUGCAAUUUUACUGGAUGUCUCAACGAGCAUGCGCGACAAUGGUGGUUUUGCAGCUGCGAAAAACCUGAUCAAAACACUGAUCCACUUGCUUCACAUCUCACGGCACGGCGCGCAUCUUAGUUUGGUUACCUUUACUAGAACAGCUAAAGUUGAGUUUAAUUUUACAAGCCAUUACAACAAAGGAGAAGAUACAAUGGCUCUUAAAUCUUACAUUGAUAAUAUUCAAGCUGUUUAUGGUAGUACCUGGCCAGAUAGUGCUCUGGACAUCGCCAAUGAGGUCCUGUUUCUUGAAAAAUCGAUCGGGAUACCAUUCGUCGUAACCAUCACGGAUGGACAUCUGCACUAUGACUCGGUCAUCACACCCGUCUUGGAAAAACUGAAGAGCAAGAGAGUCAACCUAUUGUCUGUCGGUGUUGGAAAUGACAUCAAUAAGAUGGAAGUUGGAUACUUAGCACUCAGCAACCAACAGAACGUCUUCGAUGGCAAUAACAAGAACAGCGCUCAAAACAUUGCUCACAGAAUUAAAUCUCUGGCUGAAGACGAGUGCUCUGCACAAGAUUCAAAACGCUGAGGCACCACGCAGUUUUACACAGGAAGACCGAUGUGACUCCUUACAGAAUCAUCAAGAACACGCCAUUGAUCUAUUUUUCCCUAUAUAUAGACAUGCUAUUUAGAAUCGCAUACAAUCUUCUGAUACAAUGUUGUGUUCUGGUUUGUUUCAUGACUUGACAAUAAAUAGGAAUUGCCUUAAAAGAAGAAUCAUCAUUGCUGUGUAGUUUGCAAGUUACAUUUAAAAAAAUUGGAUGUUUCGCGGGAUUUAGUGUAACAACGUUAACUUAUAAAGGUUCUCACGGACAAACAACUAGAUCCAGUUGCUAAAUGGAGCUCAGUGGUUGUAUCCUGGGUACCAGAGGUUGGAUUUUACCCUUCCGCAUUGUUUAUUUGAGGCCGAAUCGAUUGCUGCUCUGGUACCGAAGAUGCAGUGGUUUAGACCCAUCUAGUUAUGGACUAUUCUUGUCUAGUCACGUGCUUUUACUGAGAUUGCCAGCGGUAACAUUUUAUCAAAAGAGUGUCUGCGGAGUACGAUUUGUGGUCGGUUCUUCAUAAAUGUUCCAUCUGAAAUUGUAAAUGAUUGUAAGGAUAAAUAUACCAAACCUGUGUAUUCUUAUCAUUAUGAUAUACUUA